AUGAAUUAAUUUAAUCAGAAUAUAUUAUUUGCUUUUUGGCAAUCUACUCCAAUAGUAAAUAAGCUUUUUAUCAUAAUUGCUGCAAUAUUUUGGGUUAUGGAACUUUUCCUAGGAGAUCAAUUAAAAUUUUAGCCAAUAUCGUUGUAAUAUGUUUUUAUUUGGUAAUUAGUAACAUCAGCAUUAGUAUAAGGUAUUUUAAAUUAAAUAUUUAGGUUCAUUUUUUUCAAUUAUAUUUAAUUUAUGUUGUUUGCCUGAUCUCAAUAAUGCUGAAAGAAGAUUAGGAAGUAUUUUGUAUUUGUUAGAAUUUAUGAUAAAAAACAGCAUAGGAAUGGUAUUUUAUAAUUAAAAUAUAGGCAUUUAUCUUUUUAAUAGUCAGGUUAUAUUGUUUAUUUUAAUAUGAUGAUGUGAUGAUGUAUUCAAAUCAUUUUGGCUUUUGGAAUGUUGCAAUAUAUUUUAUAGCAUCUAAGUGAUUAAUUAUGAUAUUUUAGAGCUCUUAAAAAACCUAAUGAAGAAACUGAAGUGUUAUUCUUUCCUUUAGUAAUGAAAGCUAGAUACUACCUUAUAUGUCUACUAAUAUUGUUAUAAUUAUUUACCUAAACUCGAAUAAGUGUGUUAUUUUUUGCGCUAGUUGCUUUACUUGAGUUUAUAAUAUACAAGGGUCCUUUGUUUAGAUUACCUAAGAGAUUUAUUGAAUCAAUUGAGAAAAAAGCAUUUCUUUAAAAAUACAUUUCAAGAUAAGAUUUCAUUCCUAUAGAUCAAGCGUAUGAUUUAGUAUUUUCUGGGACUUAAAAAAUUGAAUUUUAAAUAGAAAAUUAUAAUAAAGACAUGGAACUAUCUCCUGCUGGGUAAUUUAAAUGUUUAAAUAUUUAAGAUAAAUGAGUAGCUAAUAAGAAAAGGUCCCAACUGAAGAUGAUAGUUUGCAAAUAAAAUGAAUUAAUUCUAAAAAUUAUUUAUCUACC
Molecule: messenger RNA, 959 nt
Organism: Paramecium sonneborni
Lineage: Eukaryota; Ciliophora; Oligohymenophorea; Peniculida; Parameciidae
Source: the annotation of a GenBank genome assembly